UCUAAAAUGAGAUGUGAAGUGAUUAAAAUUUCUAGUAUAUAAAGAAGGAAUAUGGAAAACAAUGACGAACCACCUACCGAUAAAAAAUCGGCUUCUAGAGCCAAAUCCAGUGGCGCUCCAUCCAGACGAAAUGCGCGAAGAAUGUUAAACGUCAAUGAAGCUGUGAAAUCUUUAGACUUGGCUCUGUGUAGUUUCAAAAAACGAACGGCUGUUCCCAAUUGCGGUCCGAAUAACUCUCAAUCAGGACCUCUCAGGCACUCCGUGACCGCAGUAGACAUGGAUGCCUUAGACUUCCCGUGCAGCACGCCGGGGAUGGAUAACGCCUCUCUCAUGUCUAUGAACUUCUCGCACUAUGAAUUAAUGCGCAAUUUGUCCCGUUCCAACAAUUCUGAAGGCGCCUUCAGCGAUACCACUAACAAGUUAGCGAAUCCUAUGGAUUUGAAAAUGAAACGUGAGCACUUGGAGCGUUACUUCCGCAGCGCCGAAAUGUGGAGCCACGCGCGUGACGCGCGCCCUAGCUACGAGUCCAGCAGCGGCAGCGUCAGUUUUGAUAUACCAGAGAAAUAGCAACCAUGCGAUUAUAUCUUUAAAUGUGACGUGUGUAAUGAAAUGAAACUUCCCAAUGAACGAUUAUGUAAAUUUCAAAAUUGUAUUUAAUUAAAGAAACUUUACAAUAAUAACAGAAUAA
This is a messenger RNA of Cydia strobilella, 688 nucleotides long. RefSeq lists its product as uncharacterized. The transcript has a single exon. Bases 52 to 567 code for a protein of 171 amino acids. NCBI's taxonomy places the organism in Eukaryota, Metazoa, Arthropoda, Insecta, Lepidoptera, Tortricidae. The record is from RefSeq and is a predicted model, not a curated record.